Messenger RNA from Cylas formicarius (sweet potato weevil), 3059 nucleotides. Its product is annotated as puromycin-sensitive aminopeptidase. Lineage: Eukaryota; Metazoa; Arthropoda; Insecta; Coleoptera; Brentidae. The record is from RefSeq and is a predicted model, not a curated record. Gene Ontology annotation, biological process: peptide catabolic process; proteolysis. The coding region runs from base 47 to 2908 and encodes 953 amino acids. Gene Ontology annotation, molecular function: peptide binding; metalloaminopeptidase activity; zinc ion binding. The transcript has 7 exons. Gene Ontology annotation, cellular component: cytoplasm.
ACUGUUGAAAAACCAUUAAAAGCUGUCGCUUUCGCUUUCGUUUUCAAUGUCAAAGUUGGUCGGUCGCUUUCUUCACCGAGGAGGCGUCAGUCGUGGUAGCAGCGCGUUCGGCCCAAGCAAUAACGAACGCAGAAAUUGGUGUGCCCGUGCGAGCAGAAUACCGUUAACCGCUACCCUCCCCGCUCCGCGAACGCGUGGAAGCCGCCUGCGCCAGAGUAUUGUGUCAGUGGGGCUACGGUAUCAUCGGUCUCGAGUAGUAGUCGGCGCUUUUAGUAACUUUUGCGGUUAUUGUACGAGUGCCACAGCGGAGAUCGCGAGAAAAAUGCCCGCGGCAACUAAGCCCUUCCAGAGACUGCCCACGAAUGUGAAGCCGGAACAUUAUAGGCUCACGUUGGAACCAGAUUGGAAGACGCUCACGUUCAAAGGAGACGUGUCGAUCAAAAUUGAGGUGGUGCAGGCGACCAACGAGAUCCUCCUCAACGCUUUAGAUUUGAAGGUGGCCAGUGCGGGUGUGAAGGGCGACAAGCUCUACGUGCCGAAAGAUGUCCAACUCACCCCGUCCGACGAAACGCUGUCACUCAAAUUCGAUACCCACAUCGCCCCUGGUUUUUACACACUGAACCUCGUGUUCGAGGGUGAGUUGGGCGAUAAAAUGAAGGGCCUGUACCGUAGCAAGUACGUCAACGAGAAGGGGGAGGAGUCGUACGCGGUGGUAACCCAGUUCGAGGCGACGGAUGCGCGUCGUUGCUUCCCCUGCUGGGACGAGCCCGCCCUCAAGGCCACGUUCGACAUCAGCCUCGUCGUGCCGAAGCAUCUGGUCGCGCUCUCCAACAUGCCGGUCAAACGAAAAGAGGAAUGCGGCGAGGUCGUCCGGUAUGACUUCGAGGAGACGCCCGUCAUGUCGACGUACCUGGUAGCCGCCGUCAUCGGCGAGUACGACUAUGUCGAAGACAAGUCAAGCGACGGCGUUUUGGUCCGGGUGUACACGCCGAAGGGGAAGAAGGAGCAGGGCCUGUUCGCUCUAGAGGUCGCCACCAAAGUGCUGCCCUACUACAAGCAGUACUUCGAUAUCGCGUACCCGUUGCCCAAGAUCGAUCUAAUCGCCAUAGCGGAUUUCAGCGCCGGCGCGAUGGAGAAUUGGGGACUCGUGACAUACAGGGAAACGGCACUACUGGUCGACCCUCAAAACACUUCGGCCGUGAGUAAGCAGUGGAUCGCCUUGGUGGUGGGCCACGAGCUCGCGCACCAAUGGUUCGGCAAUUUAGUGACAAUGGAGUGGUGGACGCACCUGUGGUUGAACGAGGGCUACGCGUCUUUCGUCGAGUUCCUCUGCGUCGACUACCUGUUCCCCGAGUACGAUAUAUGGACGCAAUUCGUCAACGAAUCUUACAUUAGAGCACUGGAGCUCGACGGUCUGAAGAACUCGCAUCCGAUCGAGGUACCUGUCGGUAACCCUUCGGAAAUCGACGAGAUUUUCGACGACAUCAGCUAUAACAAGGGCGCUAGCGUCAUCAGGAUGCUGCACCAUUACAUCGGCGACGAGGACUUCAGGAAAGGCAUGCACGUGUACUUAACCAAACACCAGUACAAAAACACGUUUACCGAGGACCUGUGGCAGGCGCUCGAGGAGGCCAGCAACAAACCGGUGGGCGAGGUCAUGUCCACGUGGACGAAGCAAAUGGGUUUCCCGCAAGUGACGGUCAGCAGCACGCCUCUAGCGGGCGGCAAGGGCGUUAAACUGACCCUCACCCAGAGCAAGUUCACCGCGGACGGCUCGCCCGCCUCCGACGACUACCUCUGGAUGAUACCCGUGUCCAUAUCUACCUCGAAGAACCCGCGCGAGGAGGCGGUCUCGACGGUUCUCAAGGCGAGGACGACCGAGAUCACGGUGGCCGACGUCGAACAGACCGACUGGGUAAAGGUCAAUCCCGGCACCAUCGGGUUCUACAGGACCAAGUACCCGUCCGAUAUGUUGGAAAAGUUCGUGCCGGCCAUCCGCGACAAGACCCUGCCCCCUUUGGACAGAUUAGGUUUGCUGGACGACCUUUUCGCGAUGGUCAAGGCCGGCCACACCGGCACCGUCGAGAUCCUCAAGUUUUUGAACGCUUUCGAAGACGAGACCGACUACAACGUGUGGUCGUCGAUCAACAACAUACUGAGCAGGUUGUCGCAACUCCUGGGCAAUACGGAACACAAACCAGGCUUCGACAAGUAUCAAAAGCAAUUACUCAGGAAGGUGUACGAGCGCCUUGGUUGGAACGUGCGCGCGAACGAGACCCACUUGGACACGUUGCUCAGGGGCUUGGUGCUCGGUCGCAUGGCGCUGCUCAGCGACAAGGCGACGAUCGAGGAGGCUCGCGCGCGCCUCGCUAAGCACAUUGCUGGUGACGAGGUGCUUCCUGCGGACAUGCGCAGCGCGUGUUACCGGGCGGUGCUCAGGGCGGGCGGUCAGGACGAGUACGACACGUUGCUGAAGCUGUACCGAUCGACCGACCUCCACGAGGAGAAGGACCGGAUCAGUAGGUCGCUGGGCGCUGCCCAAGAUCCGGCACUGCUGAAGAAGGUGCUCGACUUCGCGAUGUCGGAUGAGGUCAGGUCGCAGGAUACCGUGUUCGUCAUCAUAUCGGUGUCGCACAACGCGAUCGGACGCGACCUCACUUGGGAGUUCUUCAAGAGCAACUGGGACAAGAUCCUCGAGAGAUACAGCGGGUUCCUGCUCACGCGUCUCGUCAAGUACCUGACGGAGAAUUUCGCGACGGAACAGAAGCUUCGCGAGGUGGAGACGUACUUCAAGGAGCAUCAGGCCCCGGGCACCGAACGAACCGUCCAGCAGGCGGUCGAAACGAUCCAGCUGAACGUCGACUGGCUGAGGAGAGACGGGGCCGCCAUCAGGGAUUACCUCAAGUGAUUUCCGGUUACUUAAGUUUGUACUUAACUCGUUUUUUUCCCCUUCUUUACUUUAUUUAAACGGUAAUUUACGCCAGUUACUUGUACCUAGUUUAAUUUUAGGAUUUUUAAAAAAAUAAAAACUGUUCGCAGAUUUGACGGUCACUCCCCUA